AUGCCGCCCAAGGACGCCGCCGCCGCCGCCGCCGCCGCCGCCGCCAAGGACGCCAACGCCGGCCCCAUCCAGCUCGAAAACACCGCCAAGCGCGAUUUUCUCCAAAAGCUCGAAUCCGAGUCGCAGGCGUACUGGAAGCAGCACAACGUCUUUGACGUCAACGCACCCACCCAGGAUGACGGCCUCGUAGACAUGACGCCCGAGGAGGUGCGCGCAAAGUAUCCCAAGUGGUUCGCCACCAUCCCCUACGCCUACAUGAACGGCUCGCUCCACCUCGGCCACGCCUUUACGCUCUCCAAGGUCGAGUUCGCCGCAGGCUACGAGCGCAUGCAGGGCAAGCGUGCGCUCUUCCCCUGGGCCUUCCACUGCACCGGCAUGCCCAUCCGCGCCGCCGCCGACAAGCUCGUGCGCGAGAUCGAGCUGUUUGGCCCCGACUUUUCCGGAUACAAGGACCCCGCCGAUGAGGCGGCGGCUGCCGAGGUAGAACCGCCAGCACCCACCGAAAACACCUCGAGCGCCACCAAGUCCAACGCCAACAACGUCGCCAAGGCCACCAAGGGCAAGCUGGCCGGCAAGGACACCGGCCUCAAGUUCCAGUUCCAGAUCAUGCUCAACUCGGGCGUGCCCAAGGAGGAGAUCCACAAGUUCGCCGACGCCAACUACUGGCUCAGCUACUUCCCGCCCAUCGCCAAGGCCGACUGCACCGCCUUCGGCUCGCGCAUCGACUGGCGCCGCGCCUUCAUCACCACCGACGUCAACCCGUACUACGACUCGUUUGUGCGCUGGCAGAUGAACAAGCUGCACGCCAUGAACAAGAUCAAGUUCGGCGAGCGCUACACCAUCUACUCGCCCAAGGACGGCCAGCCCUGCAUGGACCACGACCGCUCCGACGGCGAGGGCCUCGGCCCGCAGGAGUACACCGGCCUCAAGAUGGAGCUCGUCCAGUGGGGCGCGCUCGCCGCCCCCGAGCUCGACGCAAAGCUGCAGGGCAAGAACGUCUUUUUUGUCGCCGCCACGCUGCGUCCCGAGACCAUGUACGGCCAGACCAACUGCUACGUCGGCCCCACCAUCGAGUACGGCGCCUUCCAGAUCAACGACUCGGACGUCUUCAUCUGCACCGAGCGCGCCGCACGCAACAUGGCCUUCCAGGGCAUCACCAAGGAGCGUGGCGAGGUCAAGCAGCUCGCCUCGAUCAAGGGCUCGCAGCUGCUCGGCACCAAGAUCAAGGCGCCCUUUGGCCUGUACCCGGAGGUGUACGUGCUGCCCAUGGAGACGGUGCUCGCCACCAAAGGUACGGGCGUCGUCACCUCGGUGCCCUCGGACUCGCCCGACGACUACGCCACGCUCAUGGACCUGCGCAAGAAGGCCGAGUACUACAAGAUCGACCCGCAGUGGGCGGCGUUUGAGCCGAUCCCCGUGAUCCGCACGCCCGCGUACGGCGACAUGACCGCCGAGACGCUGGUGAAGCAGCUCAAGAUCCAGAGUGCCAAGGACAAGAACCAGCUGGCCGAGGCCAAGGAGCUGGCGUACAAGGAGGGCUUCUACAACGGCACCAUGCUCGUCGGCUCGUACAAGGGCGAGGCGGUGCAGGAGGCCAAGAACAAGGUGCGCGACGAGAUGAUUCGCGCGAAUCUGGCGUUUGCCUACGCCGAGCCCGAGGGCAAGAUCAUCAGCCGUUCGGCGGACGAGUGCGUCGUGGCGCUGUGCGACCAGUGGUACAUGGACUACGGCGAGGAGUCGUGGAAGGCGCAGGCGAGCAAGCUGAUCGCGCAGAUGAACACCUACGGCUCCGAGGUGCGCAACGCCUUCGAGGGCACCAUCGACUGGCUCAAGCAGUGGGCGUGUGCGCGCUCGUACGGUCUCGGCUCCAAGCUGCCGUGGGAUCCGCAGUACCUGGUGGAAUCGCUGAGCGACUCGACCAUCUACAUGUCCUACUACACCAUCGCGCACCACCUCCAGGGCGGCGUUGCGGACGGUAGCCAGGUGGGCCCCAUUGGCAUCAAGGCCGACGAGCUGACGGACGAGGUGUGGGACUACAUCCUGGGCGAUGCUGCGUUCCCGGCCGACUCGAGCGUGCCCCAGGCCAAGGCCGAGGUGCUUCGUCGCGAGUUCCGCUACUUUUACCCUAUGGAUCUGCGCUCGUCGGGCAAGGACCUCAUCCCGAACCACCUCACCUUCUGCGUGUACGUGCACUCUGCGCUCUUCCCCGAGCACCACUGGCCCAAGGCGGUGCGUGCCAACGGCCACCUCAUGCUCAACGGCAAAAAGAUGUCUAAGUCGACGGGCAACUCGCUCAGCCUGCGCCAGUCGGUCGAGAAAUUCGGUGCGGACGCCACGCGACUCUCGCUCGCCGACGCGGGCGAUGGCAUCGAGGAUGCCAACUUUGAGGAGAAGACGGCGAAUGCCAACAUCCUGCGUCUGCACACGCUCAUCGAGUGGUGCACCGAAGUGGUGCAGAACAAGAGUAAGCUUCGCUCGGGCCCGAAGGAUACGUUCUGGGACCGCUCGUUCGAGAACCAGAUGAACCAGCUGGUGCAGCUGACCAACGAGGCGUACGAAAAGGCGCUGUACAAGGACGCCACCAAGUACGGUUUCUACGAGCUGCAGACGGCGCGCGAUCUGUACCGCGAGGCUACGGCGGACGUGGGGAUGCAUGUGGAUCUGGUGCUGCGCUGGAUCCGCACGCAGGCGCUGCUCAUCACGCCCAUUGCGCCGCACUUUGCCGAACACGUGUGGAGCAAGCUGCUGGGCGAGGGCACGUCGGUGCAGACUGCGCGCUGGCCUGCGGCUGGGCCGGUGGACCAUUCGAUCGCCGAGGCGCUCGCGUACGUGUCCGGGACGGUCAAGACGGUGCGCGAUGCCGAGAUCCUGCUCACCAAGAAGGCCAAGGGCAAGAACGCGGCGCCGGUCAAGUACAACGACCGCGCACCCAAGCAGUGCCGCAUGUUUGUCGCCAAGAACUUCCCCGCCUGGCAGGACAGGUGCGUGUCUCUCGUCCAGGCGCACUACAACCCCGACACGGGCGCAUUCGAUGACAAGGCGAUCCGCGAACAGCUCGCCAAGGACGGCAUGCUCAAGGACAAGAAGGUGAUGAACUUUAUCGUCACCUUCAAGAAGCGCAUCGCCGACUUUGGCGCCCAGACCGCGUUCAACAGGCUGCUGCCCUUCGACGAGAUCGCCACGCUGCGUGCUGCUGCGGGCUACUUUAGGAAGAGCAUGCACUUUAGCCACAUCCACAUCUACCAGAUCGAAGACAAAGAUAGCUACAAGGAUGUCGAUGUCGACGAGAAGGUGCUCGAGGCGGCCGAGCCGGGUCAGCCCUCGUUUGCGUUCUUCAACGUGGAGGCCUAG
Moesziomyces antarcticus is the source of this 3351-nucleotide messenger RNA. Its product is annotated as leucyl-tRNA synthetase. The record is from RefSeq and is a predicted model, not a curated record. Gene Ontology annotation, biological process: leucyl-tRNA aminoacylation. NCBI's taxonomy places the organism in Eukaryota, Fungi, Basidiomycota, Ustilaginomycetes, Ustilaginales, Ustilaginaceae. Gene Ontology annotation, molecular function: leucine-tRNA ligase activity; ATP binding; aminoacyl-tRNA deacylase activity. The transcript has a single exon. Bases 1 to 3351 code for a protein of 1116 amino acids.